GUCCUACUGUGUUGGAUUUCUCAUUUAUAUGAUGUUGUAUGUUGCUGGAAAAUGUUGCAUGUGCUCUUCCACCGCGUGGAUGGAUGGGAGUGGAGUAUGAGCACGUGUGUAUCAGUACAGGGAGGAAAGAGAGAGAAGGCAACACUGAAGCAGACUCGAGUAAACGGCUCGGGGAGUGUGUGAGAGAUCGAGGCUGAUCAGCGCUGCGCGUGCAUGUGUGCCAGUGCCCAUGAUGGAGCUGAAAGACAGUUGUGCCAGCGAGGGCAGCCAUGAAACAGAAAGUGCUGGCACAGGCAAUCUGUCAGGCCCUUUUUCCUGGCACUUGUUUGCCCAGCGCAGCACGCUACACGGCCUGCGUUAUGUUUUCCCACACCGUCGCUCAUCAGCACUGCGACGUGUCCUCUGGAGUGCAGCUGUACUUGCCUGUCUUGGUCUUCUGGCACUGGAGGGGGCAGAACGCGUAGCCCACUUCCUGUCAUAUCCACAUGUGGCUAGCGUGGGCGCUGUACCUGCAACAAGCCUCGUGUUUCCUGCUGUUACCGUGUGCAACCUGAAUGCCUAUCGCUUUACACGGCUCACACGUAAUGACCUGUACCAUGCAGGAGAAUUGUUGGCGCUGCUUGACGUGCAUCUGCAUGUGCCCGAGCCACAGCUGGCCGAGCCCCACGUGCUUGACUUUCUCGCCGAGCGGGCCAAUUUCAGUGGCUUCCGGCCUAAACCGUUUAGCAUGCGUGAGUUCACUGAGCGCGUUGGCCACGAUCUACAUGAGAUGAUGCUUUACUGCCGCUACGAGGGCCAGGAAUGUAGCCACCGGGACUUCAAAACCGUUUUUACCCGAUACGGAAAGUGUUAUAUGUUCAACGCAGCUGAGGAGGGAAAGACUUUGAGGACCACCAUGAAAGGAGGAACUGGAAAUGGCCUGGAGAUUAUGCUGGAUAUUCAGCAAGAUGAGUACCUGCCUGUGUGGGGCGAGACAGAAGAGACGGCGUUUGAGGCUGGAGUGAGGGUGCAGAUCCACAGUCAAGCCGAGCCGCCGUUCGUGCACGAGUUGGGCUUUGGGGUGGCUCCAGGGUUCCAAACUUUCGUAGCCACUCAGGAACAGCGGCUGACGUACUUGCCUCCUCCAUGGGGAGAGUGUGUGUCCCAGGCUCUGGGCUUCUUCGAGGUGUACAGCGUCACAGCGUGCCGUAUCGAGUGUGAGACACGCUACAUCGUGGAGAACUGUAACUGCAGGAUGGUCUACAUGCCCGGAGACUCUCCGUACUGCACUCCUGAACAGUAUAAAGACUGUGCUGAACCUGCACUCGCUGCUCUAUCGUCGGUGGAGGGCAGCAGCUGCAUGUGCAGGAACCCGUGCAACAUGACCCGCUACAACAAGGAGCUCUCUAUGGUGAAGAUCCCCAGCAAGACGUCAGCACGUUACCUUGAGAAGAAGUUCAACAGAUCAGAGAAGUACAUCACGGACAACAUCCUGGUGCUCGACAUCUUCUUUGAGGCUCUGAAUUAUGAAACCAUUGAGCAGAAGAAAGCAUACGAAGUGGCAGGACUUCUAGGAGACAUUGGAGGUCAGAUGGGAUUGUUCAUCGGUGCCAGCAUACUUACAAUCCUCGAGCUGUUUGACUAUGCCUACGAGGUGGUGAAGGACAGAAUCCUGGAUCUGUUGAGUCGAGGCGAGGAGGAAGAGAGCCGAGGGGAGGACGUGAGCACGUGUGAUCCUGUAGUGAAUCACUCGGAGACCAUCAGCCACACGGUCAGUGUUCCUUUACAGACCACUCUGGGGACGCUGGAUGAGAUCGCCUGCUGAGUGCGUUUCCCCUCCAGAGCAGCAGGAGGAGACACCGAAUCCUCCUCACUGGCCACGAUGCCAGGAACACGGUGUGAGGAAGACACACAAAAGAGAUGAAGGAAAAUGAUUCGUUUUUCCUUUUCGCUUAAAACUGCUUCAUUCUGUACAAAGCCAACAAGAAACAAAGAUGGCAGGACAAGUCCACUGACAAAUCUCUCUCACACACACACACACACACACACACACAUUCACCCAAAACCUUUCUCCAAAGCUGUAACUGAUGGACAAGAAGCGAGACACGUUUACUUCAGACUAGUUUGAGAACGUAGACUGGCUUAGGACACUGAAGUGUAAACACGUCGUCCCUCUGCUCCCUCGGCUGCCGUUUUAAAGUCUACUGCCAAAACAUGAAGGACGCUCAGCACAGAAGGACAAGAACCUUUGCAUGUGUCAGAUUCUCUCUCGUCUGUCUCUCUGAGCAAGUCGUUCCGCUUCAGUCAUGUGUCUCUGCGUCCCAUUACGUACCCGUCGGGAUCUGUCCCAAACCCACAGCAGCAAUCUUUCCUUUACUGCUUUCACACACUCCUACCUGAUGUGUGCCGCUGUUCCGGAAAUCUCUACGGAUCUGAGGGACGUUUGGGACGUCGUCUGGGUUUCCACCAGCCAUCGUAUCGCCAGGAAGAGGAGAGAAGGAACAGAAAGGAUGUAAACCGAGACAGUGUUUUGUUUAGCCUGAGAUUAAGCCAUAAUUUUGUUAUCUUGAAGCAAAAAGUUUGAUUUCUAAAGUGAUUUCGUUUGGUGUUUAUUCAGUGAGGCCAAUGGUCACGAAUCUUCUUAUAUCAGCUCUUUAUUUGCUUCUUUUUCAUUUCUGCACAUUUUCAACAACGGCGAAGAAAUCAGGCGCCGUGAGCAGUAGGAGAGUGAGAGGGCUGUGACAUGCGCUGUGACAUACAGUCUGUUUAAAUCAAACCCCAGUGCGGUUCCACUUACAGGAAGAGGACUCACCCCCCAUCCACCCCUCAUUCAUCUCUUAUUUAACCCCUAAUCCACCCCUUAUUCACCCCUCAUUCAACCCCUCAUCCACCCCUC
Molecule: messenger RNA, 2875 nt
Organism: Tachysurus vachellii
Lineage: Eukaryota; Metazoa; Chordata; Actinopteri; Siluriformes; Bagridae
Gene: asic2
Product: acid-sensing (proton-gated) ion channel 2
Exons: 12
Coding region: 230-1804 (524 amino acids)
Biological process (GO): sodium ion transmembrane transport
Cellular component (GO): membrane
Molecular function (GO): ligand-gated sodium channel activity
Source: RefSeq, a predicted model, not a curated record